Molecule: messenger RNA, 2880 nt
Organism: Neurospora crassa OR74A
Lineage: Eukaryota; Fungi; Ascomycota; Sordariomycetes; Sordariales; Sordariaceae
Exons: 2
Coding region: 1-2880 (959 amino acids)
Source: RefSeq, a predicted model, not a curated record
AUGUCCCAUGUUGUUGAACUGCAGCAGCUCCCCGCUUGGUCGUCCGCUUGCUCCUCUUCUUCGAUACCGGAUGGUAGUUUCCGGAGACAGUCCACCGCUGCCGCUCUUGCUGGCGCCGGCGCCGAAGCCGAAAAUGUCCUCCCCACCGGCUCUGCGGCUCCGGCCAAACCCGCUCCGUCUGUCGCCGCCUCCACCACCUCGGCCGAUCCGUCUGUGGUACUGUGGCACGCGACACGUGGGGGAUUGAGUCGCCGUGAAAGACGACUUCAAGAUGAGCCUCCGGUUCCUGGGGUUCAAUUGCCCUUUGAGAAAAAGUUCACGCCGUUUUCGCCGACAAAAACACUUGCCAUGUUCAUCAGGCGCAAAGCUCGCAAAUAUCCACUCGAAAAGUGGUGUGUUCUCCGUGCUCUUGCCAGCAACAAGUCUCCUCGAUUGCCCGGUUGUCUGGCACAGUUCAUGUUCAAGCAGCGUGUAGCGCACUGGCGCAAGUCUCGAGUCUCCUUCUACCACCUUAGAGGACUUCCAAGCUACCUCGAAACAGAGCAAGAAUGGGCAAGGCGCAUAAAGCGUCUUGCAAUGAAGGGAUACAGCACCAGCGAUCUCGAAGAAUGGUCGUGGAUCUUGGAAGGAAAAACUGGAGACGAAAUCGUCCAGCGGUUCGUCUCUCGCGACACUUUCAAGCCAUAUUUUCUCAUGAACAUGGUCCUUGGGCGCGAUAAAAGGAUAUUCCAAGCGGAGAGCCUCGCCGCCAUCUUUGAUUACAUCUCCCGACAUUACCUGGAACCGAGACAAAAACCUGAACAGAAACAAGUUGGUCCAGAAUUUCGGUCAGACGUCUUCAAGAUUAUGAUGUAUCGACUCAUGUGGCAUUGCGCGGCCAUAUGGCCUGCUGCUCUGAUCUCGGUUUCCCAUCUCGUUGCGACAUACCUCGAGACCUGCCACGUUGAUGUCGGAGGUAACGACCCAGUGAGGUGGCAGAGAAUAAGAUGUCGGAUCUUUAACAGCGCUCUGUGUGCGCUUGACAGGAGGACGCCCAUCGCUCCUUACAAGCACAUCCGUUACAACUGGGAAGCCCAGAAGGUCCUUCUCGCCGCGUCUGUCAGAAUGAGACCUCACUUGCUGAUUACCCAGAACGGCUACCGCUCCAUAAGAAGGGUGUUGCUGGGGAUGAAGAAAACACCAGCAGAGGAAAAGGCCAUGAUUCGGUCGGCAAAGACCUGGCCACCAUACCGUUUGUCGUGGGAUGGAGUGGACGAGCAACGCGAUCGUGAAGAGGAUCUGAGCAGGAGUGCUAAAGCAGGAAUUAUGAUGGUCGAAAACGGGUACCCCUCUCAGCCCAUUGAUGAGGCAUUGACCAAGCUGGGUGGUUCAUUGCCCGGCCGACAGCGCACAAUCAUGACCAGGACUGACGGACCACCCAAAUGGAGCAGUCCCAACAUGUUUGUCUACGCCACGUGGGUUACAGCCAUCCAGGCCACGCGCAACGUUAGGGAGGCCUGGACGGAGUUUCAGAGACCUCCUCGACCCAACCUCCAGCCUACUGCCGAUGUGUAUGCUGCCAUGUUGGAAAAGCUGUUUGCAGAGCAAGUGCCGCCAGAUAGUCCGCUGCUACCGGGUGACUCGCGACAUUAUGUCUUUCCAGUUCAUGACGGUAACCUCAGCGCCUAUGAGAUCUCGAGACUUACUCCCCCGUCUCCUGAUGACUUGUAUCGACAAAUGCGGGAGCGCAAUAUCCGACCAAACGACCGUCUCCUCGAGCUUUUACUUCGAAACACCAACUCAAUAGAGGUCGGGUUGCAAUACAUCCUGGACGGCGGGUACAGCGCGAUUGCGAGACAAGCUUUGGUUGGGUGGUCCGAGGAUGUUGAGCAGCUAAAUACCCUCCCCGUUCGCGUCUUCGAUGCGUGGAUCAAGCUGUUGUGCAAAACGCACUCCAAUUACCCCGACCCGGACCCUCAGUCGUUCUCCCAUAACCAUAUCCCACUGGCUAUCAAAAUCACCAAGCUGUACCAACAGGGGAACGCAAGGGCUGCCCACCAGGACAAGCGGCCGUGGUACACGAUCCUCCGAGCUUUGGCCACCGACAAAUACAUUGUGAGAGAGGGUGAAGGAACAACCCAUCCACACUUGCAUACGCUCAAGGUGUUUAUGAAAGCGUAUCGGCAGACGGUAUUCGCGAAAGGCCUGGAUACCACCAUCUUCGACCUACUGAGUCUCAUGGUACGAAAGUCGACGGUUGCACUGGCAUUUGAAACGAGGAAAGCGAUGGCUACAGCAACACCAACGGAGAAGUACGGAGAUUUGAGAAUGGUGCCAGUGAUUCGGCUCGCUGCUCAAAAGCUCCAUGCCACUUUCAAAGAGAUGGUCAGGCCCGUUUCGGUCCCAUCCAACGGCGGCGCAUCAGCAUGUUUCGAGCUCCCCACGUUACAGUACACGCUGACGGCGCCUCAUAUAUUCCGGUAUAUGCAAGCUCUAGGAUGUCUGGGCAACGCGCAACUGAUGUUGAGCUUGGUAAACUGGGUGGUCGACUCUUGGUUAGACCCUCGAAUAUUGGAAAACGCAAGGGAGCCGGGCGAAAGCGAGUAUAAGGUCCUGAUGCAGACGUUUGCAUAUUUUAUGGAGAUGUGGCCUCAUCUGCCAGUCAAUGAUUCGCUACAAACCAUGCUGGUCAGAACGAGGCAAAAGCUCGAAGCACUCAGGCAGACACAAGGCUGCACUUGGCACCUCCCGGCAAGGAGAACGGACGGAGACGUAAAGGGUACGGAUUACGUCGUUGCUGCGCGUUGGCUCAACACGCAGCGCCUUGAAAAGGUACAGAUUGCUUAUGGUAAUGGACUGUUCUUGGAACUGUUGAGAGUUGAAUAUGACAUGUCGGCCUGA